CGGAUAGCGCUGUUGACGAACGUGGCCGGGAUGGCAAUGAGGAGCCAUUUCAUCAGCUGGUAAAUGAAGCUCCUGGGUUCCUUCUCCACUAUCGUUUUAACAAUCUUCCCGUCCAAGCUGGCCACGUAAAUAGACAAAAACGUCCUGGAUAUCAACGCCACCGAGUGCAAGGAGAGCAAAGCGAGCUCUUUUGACACAAGCUUUGGGAAGAGGAUUUUACCAAGUUCGAGGAUCUGCCUGAAAAAAACCGCAUUUACUCCAGGGGAUGACUUCUUCUGCCCCGCAGUACAUACCAGUGUUUUUUCCAAACAAGUAGCACCGUUUUCCGCCUUUGAACCCCGGCGAUUAUUCCUGUUUUCUUUGUUUUUGCUGAGCUGCCUGCAGAUGAUGGGGUACAGUGUUUUGACACCGUAAGCAGCUGCUGCAAGAAACACGGCUUUCUUCGCCGCAGCCGUACGGUCCCACUUUAUUUUGGACGCCGCAUCGAGGAUGUUGGACAUUUUUCUAACGUUAGUCGUCUGUUCUUACGAUCCUUGCAACACCCAUCCCCCAAAAUUCGACUCACCGCGUCGACAUGAAUAGAGAGAAGGUCUUCUGGUGGUAGGAUUGAUGUAAAGCGAACCCGAUUCAUGUACCGCUACAUCCUGCUCUUGUUGUACAAAUGUGAAGCAAGCAGGACACACUGCAUUGUACUUCCGGUUUCUAGUUGUCAAAAUAAAAGCUGAAGGUCAACUUCCCUUGCAGUACAAUGUCAUACAACACUGAUUCAACUGCCUGGCUUUUAACGUACAUUUGCGUAACUUCCUGAAAAACUGUAGUUUUAUUCAGCGACUUGACGCUCCUCAUUUCCGCCCUACUCGUUUGCAGUUGCUUUUUUAUUGUUCGCGCCCCCAGCGGCAGAAGACGAUUGGUUGCGUCACUGGACGUAACAAAGUAGUCUCUACUGUUUCUACUGUAUGGCGGUAUCCUUGUUUUAGGGUAAACAAUGUCAUGGGACAGGCAUUAUUAUUAUCCAGACAAAUAUAACGUUGGAGGCAAAAUACACCACUGACAACUUUCCCAAAAGUGGUCAACGCAUUAUUACACCUUUUUAUACUCAUGUUUUAAGUGGCGCGUGACAGUAUAGUUGUUGUUCCUCGUGCAACUCUGCUUACUUAAUUACUCGAACGUAACAUGUCUACCUAGCAACAAACAUUAAGCUAGCUAAUGUUACCACUGUACUUUUACACUGGCAUUAGUACUCAGUCUGUUGUUUCACUGGAGGUUUUGUGAAAGUUACUGCCGUUGAAAAUGAAUUGGGUCGGUGGUUCAAGGAACAGGUUUGUUUUGAAGGAUGACGCAAAAAAGCAGAGGGAGUUUUUUGAAAGGAGGAAAAUGCAACUGAAGUUGAAAAACUUGGGAAUGGCUUUACCAGCAUCUCCUAAAGGCACUAGUUCUGGCAGCAUGGACCUGGUGACCUUGUUUAUCGUCAACCAGAUUGCUGCUAAGAAAGACAUUAAAGAUCCUCCUAAGGUGGCAGUUCUUGGCAGCUAUAAAGGAGGAUCCAAGCAUAAGAGAAAUGAGCCCCUGGUUCUCCCAAUGAGCCCUUGCUCUCCUUCACAGCUGAGUCUUGUUGAGGGCCAACCUCAGUACAGUGAUCAUGGAAUGAGGAAAAGGAAGCAUGUUAUUCCACAAGGCUUCAAGUGUCGGAAGUUGUCACCAGUGCUGGAGUCAGCUUUCUCCGACAACAGUGUGUCUGACUACCAUCCACCCAUCACCAACCCUCUAAGCCCCUUCUCCACCUCCUCAGCUUCUUCCGGCCAAGGUUUAUUCCCCCUGCAGAAGAACCUCCAGCAGAGAAGCCAGACACAGCUUCCCCACUGCUCCCCCCCACCCUGGGACACCUCAGGGCUGAAGCAGACCAAGUUUCAGCCUUUCUCCCAGCCCAGAGGAAUGGCAGACAGUAUCCCCUGGUCCCGUGGAUCAAAGCCCCCUCUCUACCAGCUGAAGACCCCCACAGCAGCACAAGUCCUGUUUAGAAGUCAAGAGCCAGAUAACACAGAGGCGAGGGAACAAGCAAGAUGCAAAGUCUCCUUCUCCCUCAACCAACCAGAGACGAGGAGGCCGUGUUGGACUUCACUCUCAACCAAUCAGAAACUGAGCAGCAGUUUGAGGCAGAUGUCUUCAGAGGCUUCAGUACAGAAGAAUGUGAAGGAGAAGCUUCUCAUUUUGAGGGAGGUCCAUCAAAGAUUUAUCUGAAAGAUGAAAUACCUGCCGAAUCCUCACAAACCGUCCCUGACGCUGAGUGUAUGGAAGUGGAGGACCGCGACCUCCUACAUCUCUCCAACUACACUGACAUGAACUUUUCAUGUCUUGAACACAACAAUGUCUUCAUGAAUGGCUGCGAAUACUCGCCAAGUUACUCUUG
Messenger RNA from Eleginops maclovinus (Patagonian blennie), 2407 nucleotides. RefSeq names its product regulator of DNA class I crossover intermediates 1-like. Lineage: Eukaryota; Metazoa; Chordata; Actinopteri; Perciformes; Eleginopidae. The record is from RefSeq and is a predicted model, not a curated record. The coding region runs from base 1291 to 2238 and encodes 315 amino acids. The transcript is spliced from 13 exons.